GCAAGUGCGCCCGAAAUUUCAUCCCAAACCUUGGUUGCUUUAUAGUGAGAGAGGCGUUCAAAAUCGGGCGUAAUAGCUGAGGGUUGAAGCUGAUUCAAGUUGAUUUAUCGUUGAAUCUGAUCCGUUAUCAUGGAUUUGAAUCCGCCUUCAGGAGAGAACUAUGCGAAUCCAAGGAUAUGCUUCUUUCAUGUGCUCUUCAAGGCUGGAGCAUUGGCAUUUUACAUACUUUCGGCCCUGUUUUUUGAUAGUUUUGUCAUAAUUUUUGUCGUUACGGUUCUUUUAUCUGCUCUUGAUUUUUGGGUAGUGAAAAAUGUCAGUGGUCGAAUCUUAGUCGGUUUGAGGUGGUGGAAUGAAAUCGAUGACAAUGGUGAGAGUGUAUGGAAAUUUGAAUGUCUUGACCAAGAGUCAUUAGCUCGAAUGAACAAAAAGGACUCGUGGCUGUUCUGGUGGACUCUUUACUUGACUGCGGUUAUAUGGAUCUUCUUUGGGAUAUUCUCUCUGAUAAGGUUCCAAGCUGAUUAUCUCCUUGUUGUUGGAGUUUGCUUGACCCUCAGCGUUGCAAAUAUUGUGGGCUUUACGAAAUGCCGCAAAGAUGCAAAGAAGCAGAUUCAAGCAUUUGCCUCCCAGACGAUUGCAAAUCGGUUCCAGUCAACGAUACAGUCUGCAUUUAGCGUUGUGUGAUUCAGAUACUACGUAUAAAAGCUGGUUUGUUAUUGUACUUGAUCUACAUACGUAUAUGAAACCAACUUGAAUCUGGUAGAGCAUAGUUUAUAAAAUUAGUCACGACUCGGAACUUGUUCUUGUUUGUUUUCCAGAUGAAUAAUUCAUCUUACUAUUCUUUGCCAAAUUGAAACUUAUUAAUUGCAUUCCACA
Cynara cardunculus var. scolymus (artichoke) is the source of this 873-nucleotide messenger RNA. RefSeq names its product Golgi apparatus membrane protein-like protein ECHIDNA. Lineage: Eukaryota; Viridiplantae; Streptophyta; Magnoliopsida; Asterales; Asteraceae. Bases 130 to 681 code for a protein of 183 amino acids. The transcript has 6 exons. The record is from RefSeq and is a predicted model, not a curated record. Gene Ontology annotation, cellular component: Golgi membrane. Gene Ontology annotation, biological process: protein secretion; vesicle-mediated transport.